GGGUAAACAUUACAGAUCAUGAACUCCUCUCCGUAAAAAUCUGUAUUCAUGGUGAGAUAACAUGAAUGAUAUGAUGAGUUGAAUAACUGAAUUAGAUGACGAGCUGUGCUGGAUUUAUUUUGGUGUUUGAUCAGACAGAGCAAUGGGCUGUGUGCAGUGAUUUUAUUUAGGUUGUGGGCUUCUUCUUUGUUUACAGGACAAUCAUAUCUGAAUUCUUUGGCAUUCAUUUCAAGCAUUUCUUUCAGAAACACGCCCUGCUGUUAUAUAGAAGUUAACCACUCAUUUGAUUUGGAGUUUAUGUUUCCAGGCUGACUGAACUCAAACGCAAAUGGAGAACAUCUCCUCUCACAAACAUUUCAUCCUCAAUGCCUUUAAUGAACUUGGUGCCCUGAGGCCGGUCCUCUUCUUCCCUUUCUUCAUCAUGUUCGUCCUGUCACUGUUGGCUAACUCCCUGCUGCUGUACGUCAUCAUAUCACAGAGAAGCCUCCACUCACCGAUGUACAUCCUCAUCGCCGGCAUGGCCUGUGUGGAUCUGAGCCUCCCACUGUUUUUCUGCCCCAACAUGCUGGUUAACUUCCUGUUUGACUGGAGGGGAAUCUCUCUGAUUGGCUGCCUGGUUCAGAUGCAUUUUAUUCAUUUCGUUGCAUCUUUUCAGUCCUCGUUGCUGGUUUGGAUGGCCCUGGACCGAUACUUUGCCAUCUGCACUCCACUCUACUACCAUGAACACAUGGCUUUGCCAGGGUUCUUAAAGUUUAUCAUCCCACUUGUGAUAAGAAACUUCCUCCUGGUCACACUGUUUGUCAGUCUGGCAGGAACUUUGUCAUUCUGUGCUGGAAAUGUGAUGAACCACUGUUUCUGUGAGCACAUGGCCUUGGUGGAGCUGGCCUGUGGAAGUACCAGCAUGAACAACCUGACUGGGUUACUGACGGUGUUCCUUAACCCUGUGGCUGACUUUAUUUUUAUCACUGCCUCUUAUGUCGUCAUAUUUAGCUCUGUGCUGACUUCUGGAAAGUCAGGUGUCAAAGCCCUUCACACCUGUAUCACUCACAUCAUGGUCAUCACUGUCAGCCUGACCAUCGCCCUUGUUGCAUUCCUGUCGUAUCGGAUCAGAAACGCUCUUCCUGCAGCUGUUCGUGUUUUUAUCAGCACCAUGUAUGUGCUGUUCCCGAGCUGUUUCAACCCGAUCAUCUAUGGCAUCAGAACAGCUGAGAUAAGACAGCACAUUGUGAAGACGCUGAUUUUGUGUCACUUUAACAGAACUGGGUCCCAUCCCUAAGAAAUUGUAAUAAUAUCUGUUCUAAACAUUUAAGGCGACCCAGUUUCAUGAUAAAAAGAAGAUAGAUUAUAAGUAAGGUAUAACUUGUUUUUAAAAUGGUAAUGUCUGAGUAAAAAUGUACAAAUCCACUUAGUACUGUUAUAUCAACAGACUAACAAGACUUGACGUCUCAGAACA
Labrus mixtus (cuckoo wrasse) is the source of this 1453-nucleotide messenger RNA. RefSeq names its product olfactory receptor 52K1-like. Gene Ontology annotation, cellular component: membrane. Gene Ontology annotation, molecular function: G protein-coupled receptor activity; olfactory receptor activity. The transcript has a single exon. The record is from RefSeq and is a predicted model, not a curated record. Gene Ontology annotation, biological process: G protein-coupled receptor signaling pathway. NCBI's taxonomy places the organism in Eukaryota, Metazoa, Chordata, Actinopteri, Labriformes, Labridae. Bases 329 to 1276 code for a protein of 315 amino acids.